Messenger RNA from Andrographis paniculata, 1791 nucleotides. Its product is annotated as probable LRR receptor-like serine/threonine-protein kinase At1g05700. The transcript is spliced from 9 exons. The record is from RefSeq and is a predicted model, not a curated record. The coding region runs from base 3 to 1661 and encodes 552 amino acids. Gene Ontology annotation, molecular function: protein binding. Lineage: Eukaryota; Viridiplantae; Streptophyta; Magnoliopsida; Lamiales; Acanthaceae.
CCAUGACUGAAUCUCACUUCUUCUUCUUCCUCCUCAUCCUCCUCUGCAACAUUCUAUCCUUUAGCACAUCCGAUGAUGUUUUUGUCAGCAUCGACUGCGGCGCGUCGAAUUCUUACACGGACGACAACCUCAUAAAUUGGUUGGGAGAUGAAGCGUAUAUCGACACCGGAGAAGUCGCCGCCGUCAAAUCGAAUAGUUCGGUGUCGCGACCUUUGGACACUCUCCGAGUUUUCGACACUCGUAAAAAAAAUUGUUACCACAUCGACUCGAUUAGGCCGGGUCGGGUUCUUGUUCGGGCCAGCUUUAAUUAUGGUAAUUAUGACGGGAAGUCGUCGCCCCCGACUUUCGACCUUCUCCUCGACGGGAACCGUUGGGGGACGGUCGAGACGUCGAGUAGCGACUACGUUUAUUACGAAGUGAUUUAUGUAAUGAAAAAGGAUUCGAUCGUCGUUUGUGUUGCGCAAACGACGGAGGGACAUUUGCCGUUCAUUUCGGCGCUCGAGGUCCGAGGACUCGAGGCGAAUAUGUAUUCUUACAUCGAUGAUAUUUAUCCGUUGUUUCUUAUGCGACGCGCAGCUUACGGCGCAAAAUCGACGAUUCGGUUCACGAGCGAUCCAUACGACCGAAUAUGGACUCCAUUUUCCGCCGGCGAAGGCCUCACGACGGUGUCGAGCAAUAUAUCCUUCACCGGAAUUUCAGGAAUCGCCGACAACCCUCCUCCGGCGGUGCUCCAAAACGCCAUCACCGCCACCAAUCGAUCGACGACCAUCCGAUUGUUCCUCCCAUUGCCUAGCGCACAAAUUCCGGUCUACAUAAACUUCUACUUCUCCGAGGUUUCUCGACUUUCCCCAAACGACACUCGAUCCUUCCGAAUCUUUAAGGACAACAUUUCCUUCUCGCAACCGAUCGUACCUAUUUACGAAAAUUUCACCAAGUUGUACGUAAGCAACCUCCUCGUCUCUUCGAACACUACUUUUUAUCUCGUCCCUAGCAAUGACUCGACGCUCGCCCCUCUCAUUAAUGGCUUGGAGCUUUUCUUGGUCGGGCCCGAGCUUUCGUCGGGAACUAAUACAAGAGACGUUGGAGGCCUCGCGUCGCUUCAAAAAGCGUUCGCCAUUCUACAAGGUUGGAGAGGCGAUCCGUGUCUUCCGGCGCCGUAUUCGUGGGAUUGGAUCAACUGUAGCUCCGGCUCCACGCCCCGUGUUAAGGCGCUGUUUUUGGACAGAUUUGGUCUUUCAGGAGAGCUUCCAGAUUUGAGCUCAAUGGAUGCUCUUGAGACAAUAGACCUUCAAAACAACAAUAUAAAUGGACCUAUCCCAGAUUCCCUUGGCAAUUUGGCAAACCUCAAGGAACUUCCUCCGGCACCGAAGACGCCCGCGUGGCUCGCGGGAAGCCACGUGUCCGCCAGGUGUUCCGUCAGGAAUUUGGCUAAUAACAAUUUGAGCGGAACAGUGCCGACUUCGCUCUCGCAAAAAAAAGGAUUAAAUUUAAACGUGACGGGAAAUCCUAACCUAUGCUCGUCUCGCGACGCAUCGUGUCUUUCUUCUGAUUCAUCUAAGAAACCAAAAUCUUCGGGUACCAAAAACGAGAAUAAGAUUUCAACGGAAGUACUACUCGCCGUCACAAUUGCUUCGCUCGUUAUCAUGGGGAUGGCUAUUUGAACCGGACAACACAUUACGUACAUUAGAAUGGAUAAUAUUAUUUUGAUUUUUAUACGAUAUGUGACAAGUGUAUUUAUUUGGUAAUUUUUCUUUUUGUUUUUAUUUUUAAAAAUUUUUUUUUUUUGGAUUC